AUGGCACGUCAAUCGAGCGCUGUCCUCACCACAAAAUGGCUCGCCGAGGCCCUAAAAGUUCAGGGGAAACUGCGCGUCUUGGACACUUCUUGGUAUUUACCCAAAUUGCGGCGCAACGCCAAAAGCGAGUUUAAGAUGAAACACAUUCCCGGCGCAGCCUUCUUCGACAUUGACAAGUGUUGCGAUAAAACCUCUCCUCUGGACCACAUGCUGCCCUCUGAGAAGGAUUUCGCCGAUUACGUUGGAAAUUUAGGGAUUGAGAGCGACACGCACGUCGUGGUGUAUGACGCCAGCGAAUUUGGCGCGUUCUCCGCGCCCCGUGUGUGGUGGAUGUUCCGGGUGUUCGGGCACAGCUCGGUGUCACUGCUCAACGGGGGGCUCAGGAACUGGGAACUGGAGGGUAGACCGGUGAGUGACAAGUAUGUGAGACCAGAGCAGACCGAGUUUAAGGCCUCCCUGAACCGCUCAUGGAUAAAGACCUAUGAGGACAUCCUGGACAACCUGGACACCAAAGAGUUCCUGGUAGUAGACGCCAGACCUGCAGGGAGGUUUAAAGGACUGGACCCUGAACCCAGAGAUAGUAAGUAGCCUACCCAUUCUGCCAAAAAGUCUGUCUGACAGUUACUGUAUUUCUUGAUUUCAUGCAACUUUGAAUUUAAUAGAAACGAGAUACAAAAGUGAAAGCCGAAAGAAUACGCAGUGUGUUUAUUUGUCUCUGCAUACAGAGAAAUGGGAUUUUAUUGAUCUCAAAGGUACGCAAAGUAUUAAAAAAAACGUGCAAGAUCUUUAACUUUUAUUGAUUAAAGGAGAUAUGACUGUAAUAAAAUAAAUAAAUAAUAAAAGUAACAAUGGCUAGAAAACUUUCUAUUUAUUCUAGUAUUUUCAAAACGUUUACUUGACUAUAUGACAGUAUAUUUUAAACACUCAAACCUCAGUCUGAUACACAUUACCUAGCAGCAAGACCACCAUAAAGAGAAAUCUGGUUUAUUAUGGGCCUAAUCCUUUGCUUUUGUGUCUAUAGCAACUGUUCCAAGUAUAAUCCAGAGCCGUAUAUAUGCAUUUAUCAAGCACCACAUGUUUAAGUGCUACUGAUCAGAUAUGAACUGACCUUUCAUUGAUUAGCUGAUGGUAUAGGUAGAAAUUUUCAGACUGGAAACACGGAAAAGAGGGUAAAACUGGUUCACCUGUUCAAAGUCCUUGUGUCUUUAUGGUAAAUGUUUGUUGCAGCAGCUUUCCAGUGCAGCAAACAAAGAAAUAUAGUGAAAUUGAUAACAGUGUUUUAAAUAGUGGCACAAAUGCUUUGAAUUUCUGCCAAGUGGUCUUUCGGGUAUUUUAGAAGCAUACAUAACUUCAGUACCUUUGACCACAGAGUGCUGAGUAUGUUUUCACUUUACAAAAACCACAACACAAGGACUGUGAUUCAGAAUGAUUCUGCUGACUGAUUGCUGUUCAGCGCGUCUUUGUCAUUGAAAAUUUCCAUAUUGAUGUGAAAUCUGCAGGCAGAGGACAGGACUUGUGGUAUGAGAAAGGUAACAAUCAUCUCUUUAAUAUUUUUCAGUUUUCUUCUGACAAAUCAAAACUCAUCUAUUACUUUUACCACACUUGGUCUGCAGCAAAUCUGACAGUUGGACUGCAUGCUAUACAGUACGCCAAAAGUUUGGACACACCUUCUCAUUCAAUGCAUUUUCUUUAUUCUCAUUACUAUUUAAAUUGUAGGUUCUCAGUGAAGGCAUUAAAACUAUGAAUGAACAUGUGGAAUCAUGUGCUUAAGAAAAAAGUGUGAAAUAACUUAAAACGUGUAUUAUAUUUUAGAUUCCUCAAAGUAGCCACCCUUUGCUUUUUUGAUAGCGCUGCAAACUUGUGCUGUUCUCUCAAUGAGCUUCAUGAGGUAGUCACCUGAAAUGGUUUUUACUUCACAAGUGUGCCUUGUCAGGGUUACUUUGUGACUGACUAAGUACUUCUGUUAUCAAGAGCAACGGGUGGCUACUUUAAAGAAACUAGUAGAAUAUAAAACAUGUUUUCAGUUAUUUCACCCUUUUUUUUAAGUACAAGAUUCUACACAUGUUCAUUCAUAGUUUUGAUGCCUUCAAUGAUAAUCUAGAAUGUAAAUAGUCAUAUAAAGAAAUAAAGAAAAGACAUUGAAUGAGAAGGUGUGUCCAAACUUUUGGCCUGUACUGUAAAAAAAAUAAAACAUAGCCAUGUGCAGUAGCAUCAUUUGGUAGAGUGACAUCAAUAAAAAGUGUGGUAAAAAACAUUUAAGGUAUAAGGUAUAAACAUGUAAGGUCAAACAACUCACAGUUCAUAUCAUCUUUCUGCUGGUCCCGUGUUUUGCGCAGCACCUUGUUUGCUGCAUGUUUUAUGAACCCUAGGAAAACUCCCAAAAAGCCCUUUUUAAAUCACUAAUUUAUCUGAAGGCUGGCUUAAACUUCACCUGACAGCAUUAAAAUUGUGUUUAAGCAUGGUCAUAAUACCCAGACCUCAAUCUGACAGGUUAAACAAACAUGCUGAGUGAGAAAACGUUGAUUGUUUAUAUUAAAUAGUUUCCUAAGCUGGUGUUGAAAAUCGCAGAGUUGCUAUACUUUUGUUGCAAAUGCUCAUAAUUCCAUAUCAAUUACAGUUUGGUGUAUUUUUCAGCAUUCAAAAGCAUGCAUGAUGAAUAAAUUCGUACAAACUGUUAGGAAGUACAGCUCUUGCGCUCCAUUAACAAAACAAUGCUGCUUAUCAAAGUCUGUUACAUCAGCUUUUGGCCUGGUAAAAAUCUGCAGUAGAAGACCAUUAUUAUUUUGGUCCACUGAGUUCCUUGGCUGUCCGCCUUUUUCAGAGUUUACUCCGAACAAACAGACAGACGGGCUGAGCUUUAACCACUGAACAACUCAAACACAGAGCAAUGCUGCAGGACAUGCUCACUUAACCAGGGAUUUAAUCAUCACUCAUUGGCCCAUAUGCUGCACAGACAGACAGACAGACAGACAGACAGACAGACAGACAGACAGACAGACAGACAGACAGGUGUACACAUCAACACUCUUUAGAGGAGGCAAUUCGCAGGGAGAGGGCAUGGACAUUGUCCACCCUGAUAGAAUUGCAAAUCCUUCAAGUCAGCACUGUGCAUCCAUUGAUAACACUCCCUAUGUACGUGCCUUAUCUUGGUGCAUACACGCUUCAACCCACCCCAACAUGCACACAAGUGUCUGCAUACAUAAAGACCACACACAAUAAAGGCAUGUAAUAAAGAAAAGCUCUGAUGUGCCGUUAAGACAGUGAAGGUGAAACUUAUGACAUUUAUGACAGAACUGUUAGCAGAGUACUUUGACCCUCAACAGCUCACACAUGUUUUAUCUAAUAUAUAGAGAAGUGUGUGAGGGACUCUUGAGAUGUAAAGAUGUCUUAGUCAGUCAUGUAGCCCAGGAUCAUAGACUGUUUAUACUAUGGACAACUUGGUUCCGCCUCCUUCCAUUAUACGGAUUUGAAGCCAAAAAGCUCUCGGUAUUUCCGCGAUUUUUCCUCAUUUCCUGAAACCAGCAUUGCGCAGUAGCACUGUACGCAAUUGGCGGGAGAGUCGCUGUGAUGAUGCUCAGCUCAAACAGCGUAUUCCCCGGGUGAGCUACGCAAUCCUUGAAUGCCAAUAGGCUGUAUCAGGUGUCAAUCAUAGAAAACAUGAACCCCCUAUUUACUUUUAAACACGGAGCUGCACAGAAAAAAGAGGACUUGAGCACAAACCAGUCUUACUGUACCUACAUGUCAACAUCACAAGCAGGGGGGAGAAAAACUUAUGUUCUGUGUAAUAAAUUUCUAAAGUUUGUCCACAGCCCCAUAAGCGUCACCAGAGGGUGCUGUUCUCCAAGUGGCUUCACCCAGCAAGGAGGCAGACGCUGUCCGUUCUAUAUACAGUCUAUGCCCAUGAUCUAUCGCUGAGGUGCAAUUAUGAUAGACUGCUUUUUAUUACAGCAGUAAAGAAGUUUGCAGUGGGAACUCUUUGACUUAAAGAUUUGGUACCAGUUCCAGUUUAGACAAAAGUGAGUUUAUAAUGCAUAAAUAUUGCAUCUUCUAACCUCAUUUCUUCAUUAUUUGCUUUCUUCACUUGUGUCAGGAGGACACAAACUUAUUUUUUCCUUUGCAGCCAGCAUUUGUAUUUGCAGCAUAGUCUCAGCUAUGUUACGACUGAUGCUUUGCUAACUUCCAUGUGGUAUAAAACACUGAUUUGUUGAUUGUACAUUGUAGCUGACAUGAUGCAAGACUUCUUGAGUCCAGAUCUGACCCCUGACUCAGUCUGGUGUUUGCAGUGUUUACAGCUGCAGGUUUUGUUUCCAUCAUGAGUUUGCUGUGAGAAAGAGACGCCAAGCAAACAGAAAGAAUCUAGGGCAAAGAUAAACUACUUAUAAACCAGUUUAAUUGCUCCACUUUGGUUGAAGGUGCAUGGACCUCAUUCUCCACUCUUUUUCUGAUUGACAGACACAGAACCAGGCCACAUCCCUGGCUCCAUCAGCGUCCCCUUCCACUCCUUCUUGUCCCCAUCUGGUCACUUCCUGCCUAAGGAUCAACUCCAGGCUCUGUUUGCUCGGGCCGGCGUGGACCUCAGCCACCCUAUUUGUGUCCUGUGUGGCUCAGCUGUGACUGCAUGUCAUGUGGCGCUGGUAGCCCAUGCUUGCGGGCACCCUGGGGUGUCAGUGUACGAUGGAGGUUGGUCAGAGUGGUACACCCGUGCUGUGCCAGAGAAUGUCAUAUCUGAAGGAAGAGGGAAACAUUUUUGA
This is a messenger RNA of Xyrichtys novacula (pearly razorfish), 4751 nucleotides long. The record is from the annotation of a GenBank genome assembly. NCBI's taxonomy places the organism in Eukaryota, Metazoa, Chordata, Actinopteri, Labriformes, Labridae.